AGUUACUAGCUUUGAACGAGUCCAGGAUAUUCAAAUGUAAAAGUAGAAGAAAAUUUGAAUUUCUGUUUUGUCAUAUCUUAGGUUAUUUAUCAUAUUUAAAAAAUCAUCUCGAAAUAAAAACAAAAUUAUAGUAGAAAUGGUACACAUGCAGCAAAUUAGUCAAAUCAACGUAAUACCUGUAUUAACAACACUUUACUCUUCAAGAAGUUUUUCAAGCUACUGUAAUAAACAAUUAUCCUCCAAAUCAAUUAGGAAAUAUUUUUUAGACUUUUUCAUAAAUGAGAAUAAUCACAAAUAUGUAAAAUCAAGUCCAGUCGUACCUUAUUGUGAUCCAACUGUGCCAUUUGUAAACGCUGGAAUGAAUCAGUUUAAAGGAAUUUUACUUGGUACUCAAGAACCAAAAUACAAAAGAGUUGCAAAUUGUCAAAAAUGUAUAAGAGUAGGAGGAAAACAUAAUGAUCUAAAUAUUGUAGGAACAGAUGGCUAUCAUCAUACAUUUUUUGAAAUGUUUGGAAAUUGGUCUUUUGGAGAUUAUUUUAAGCCAGAAGCCUGUAAAUUAGCAUGGGAGCUUAUCACACAAGUCUAUAAAUUACCAAAGAAAAGACUCUAUGUAACAUACUUUAAAGGAGAUGAAAAGUUGGGUUUAAAGGAAGAUUUAGAAACAAAAGAGCUCUGGAAAGAGUUAGGUGUAAGUGAAGAUAGGAUAUUACCAUUUGGUGUGGCAGAUAACUUUUGGGAAAUGGGCCUUGUUGGACCAUGUGGCCCUUGCACUGAAAUUCAUUAUGAUCAUAUUGGUUGUGAUAAUAGGGCUGAAUUUGUAAAUAAAGGUCUACAUGAUCUCAUAGAAAUAUGGAAUGUGGUAUUCAUUCAAUACAAUAGAUUACCCGAUGGCAGCAUAAUGCAACUUCCAAAGCAGCAUGUAGAUACUGGUAUGGGUUUUGAAAGAAUGACAUCAGUACUGCAAGGAAAAAUUAGUAAUUAUGAUACCGAUAAUUUUAAGUAUUUAAUGGAUGCCAUAACAAAGAAUUGUAGGGGUGUGCCAAAAUAUGAAAGCCUGUUCGGUGAAAAAGAUUGGAAUGAUUUGAAUAAAUCAUAUAGAAUGUUGGCAGAUCACAGUAGGAUGAUCACUGUUGCACUAGCAGAUGGUGUCAUACCCGAGGAAAAUCAAAAACUUAGAAGAAUUAUGAGGAAAGUAUUUAUUCUCAGUGAGACUGUAUUUAAAAAAGAAACUGGUUUACUUAGAGAAUUAACUAAUUACAUAGCAGAAAAUUUGGAAUCUGUAUAUCCAGAAAUGAAAAAAAAUCUCUCUCAGAUUCAUCAAAUAAUUAAUUACGAAGAAGAAGUUUACAAAAAUCUACGCCGAUCUGCUGCAAAAGAUUGGCAGAAAUGUAUACAGGAAAAUCCGAAAUUACUAGAACUUGAUAUUAUAGAAAUUCAUAAUUUUGCAAGCGCUUACAGAGAUAUCACUUCGAGUACUAUAAAAGAAAUAGAUGCCAAAACUGCAUUUCGUCUCUACGAUACUCAUGGUUUAGACGAAGAAAAUAUUACUAAAUUGGCAAUAGGACUUAACCUAAAAUUUGAUGCAAAAGAUUUCAACGAUCAAUUAGAGUUAGUGAAACUAAAUUCAAAGAAGAAAAAUUUUACUUAUCAGUCAGAUAUUUAUUCCUAUCUAUCUAAUGAUGGAGUACCAAAAACAAAUGAUAGCUACAAAUAUUCUUACAGAAAGCUUGAAGACUAUGGAUAUUUAUUCGAGACAAUUCAAACUAGAAUCUUGAAGAUAUUUAAGGACUCUCAAAGUAUAGAUAGGAUCCGUUGUCAUGAAAAAUGCUCGUUGGUAUUAAACAAAACGAAUUUUUAUACAGAAUCCGGAGGCCAAGUAUCUGAUAAAGGUAAAAUAUAUUUCCAUCAUGGUAUAUUUGAUGUCGAAUCUGUACAAAAUUUAAAUGGUUACAUACUGCAUAAUGGUGUCUAUAGAUCGAACAGUUUAAACGAAAAUGAUAUCUUAAAAUGUAACUCUAUAGGUAAGAUCGAAGUAGAUCUGCCUUUUAGACUCAAUUGUAUGAGAAAUCAUACUUCGGUGCAUCUUCUGAAUGCAGCUUUAAAGAAAAUUAAAACUGCUACAUGCCAAAAAUCUAGUAAAGUUACAGAUUCUUUUCUGAAUUUGGAUGUUGCAAUUUUUGGUGAUAAAUUAUCUAAUGAUGAAAUUCGCCGAUUAGAAAAAGACAUUGUGAAUGUUAUUAAGAAAGGUGAAGAUGUGAACGUUUACGAGAUUGAUAGUCAAGAUUUAUUACAAAUGAAGAAUGUAACACUAAUACCAGGUGAAAUUUAUCCUGAAAAUGGAAUAAGGCUUGUUGAAAUAAACAACGAUGGAUUCUUAUCGAGAGAACCUUGUUGUGGCACUCACGUUUUAAAUACAUCAGAUAUAGAUGAUUUUUGUCUAACAAAUAUUAAAUCAUUAGGAAGGAGUACUACUUCUCUUACAGCCAUUACAGGAGAAAAAGCACGGCGUGCUAAGCAAAAUGGUGCUCAGUUAUUAGAGCAAAUAGAGUCAUUUUCCAAACAUGUUGAUGAUAACAUGGACAAGCUUCCGGUACUUAAUAAACUAUUAGAAACCCUUAGAAAAAAAUUGAGCAGCCCAGAAGAGCCGUUUAUGCUUCCAUUAAUUUAUAAAGUAGAAUGUACAGCUAUACUUGAUGAGAUUAACAAAAGAAUCCAGUCUGUCGAAGCGGAAUCUUUAAACGACUUUAUAGAAAUAGAAAUGAAAAACGCACUAGACACAGGAGUUAAAUUAACAAAAAAUAAUAAAAAAUAUCUAAUCCAUUAUUUACGAAGUUCUUUGAUACUUGAGAAGGUGCCGUUACAAAAAGCGACCAAAUUAUGCCCCGAUUAUCCCGUAUUGGUAAUUUCGUAUGCAGACAAUACUGUUAAAGCAAGAUGUUGUGUUCCAAAGAAUUUCAAGACUGAGAAAUUCAACGCUGAAAAAUGGAUGAAUGAAACUGUAGCUACAGUAUUUAGAAGUCGCGUAACCCCCUCUAGAGGUCAGGAUGGUACUUUGGUAUGUAAUAUGAAGGCAAAACGAGUACACAUUCAAGAAUGGGAUCCACUUCUGAAAGCCAGUUUACAAAAAGCGCAAGAAUUCGUCGAGAAACAUCUGUAACUAGUUUUUUUUUAAAAUGAUAAUUACUUCCAGUGAUUUGUUGGUACAUAUAACCCAUUAAGAAUAACAGUUUAAAACAAAAGUUAUGAAAUUCGUGAAUAUAUUAGUUGUUUUCUAUCUCGGUUUUGUUUUUGACAACAAUAAAGCUCAAUUGGAUUUUUAAUUACUUUAUUUUGUUAAAUACAACAAGCUUCAACACUUAAUGCGCAACAUUAAUUAUUAUUCUAUUCGAUCAACCAGAAAUUCAUUUGACAAUUGGCUAACCGAAACAAGGCAGGCUUUUUCACCAAUUUUUUAUUUCAACACAUUCCUUAAACAUUAAUUGUAAUAUUCCAAUUUUUUUGUAUGGCACAAAAGGUGAAUAAGAUUAGGAUCUAGUAUCAAGUAGCUAGGAGACAGGGGAGAAUGGAAAAAAUUGGAGACCUAUAUCCAGGAGUAGGUAAUGAAGGAAAAGACGCCCUAUAAAAAAUUUAGGUAGAUGUUCUGUUGUUCUGGAAACGAGCAAACAGUUUUAGAUACUUGUGAACAAUAAAAUGAUCAAAACCUUUAAAAAAAGUUAUCUGGGAAUGAUGACAUAGUUUUUGAUCUCAUAUGUGCAUAUAAAAUAUGCAGUGCAUUCGUUAAAAAAUCAACUGCUGCAAUGCAAGUGGUUCUAAUAAACUAAGAAUAAUGAAAAAUUAACAACAGAAAAUAUUAGAAUAGACUAAGUGCAGUAAAAAGGGAAGAAAGAGAAGAUAACAGAACAAAAACUGUGCCGAAUGAAUGAACAGAAAUGUCCUUAUCACUGAAAGAAGAAAUUACACCUUCGGCUACUUAUUUGGCAUUGGCCGAAAUAAUGAAGUAUUUUAUCAUCAGUUUUUUAACAAACCCCUCAAACAUAACUUGCAGUUUUUAGGUUAGGAACUGAUAUCAAUAGCUAUAAACACGAAUAGAAAAAAAGAGGUUAGGCCUACGUCCAGAAAUAAAUUUUGAAAGGCUUGUAAAGAAAACGCCAAAACAAUAUUUUUGGGUAGAUCGUACUGUUGUAGCUUCUACAAUAGUCUUCACCUGAUUCUAAGAGGACAAAAGUACAGAAUUACCAAGGGCAAUGAAAAAAACGAGAGAGAAAGAGAAGAUGGCAGAAUUAAAAUUGUUAACAAUGGACGGUGUAACUGAUAAUUGAUGUGAAAGAGAUACACUGGAAAUUGAUUGUUUUUCCUACUACUAAAAGGAAGUAUUGGACUACUUGAGGAUUUGACAUAACACCAUAAAAAUAUUCUAUGGAAAGUUCCUAAUGGAAGGUUUUUUGGUGCAUUCACAAAGUAUAUAUAUGAAGUUUAAAUAUGCUAGUACAAUGAAUUUUCCUUUGAUUUUAAGGUUUUCUCACAAAAACUUCAUGGUCUUCUAAUAUUGUCCAUAGACUAUAAUUUGUAAGGAAUUUGCUGACAUAUAGUUUUUUAUUGUAUUUUUAUUACUAAAGUGUAAACAAUAGAACUUAAUAGACAAUAUGGUGACAUCGUAUACAUAUUCAUAUGCACUACCAAGAUUCUUUUAUUGAUGCAUAUACUAAAACAAAUUGAAUAUAAUACUGAAGGUAAAGGUGCAAGGAUUAAGGUCUUGUUCAAUGCCAACAACAUGGAAUAUCUCAAUAUGUUAUGCAUUUUAUAAAGGUUACCAUAUUUUGAGUUUAACGUAUAUAUAUAAAAAAUAUUUAUUCAUGAGUAUCAUUUGAGAGACAACUAUUUUGCAAAAAUAAAACUACUGAUUGACUAAAUACAGGAUAUUAUGGUGGCUAUGAAGCAUCUUAAACUAAGUCUCGUUGUGAAACUAUAAUUAUUUUUAAGCAACCUUUAUGCUACAAACAAUGUUAUAAAAAAUAAACUUUCCACUAAUGUCAUUUUCAUUCACAACAUGCUAUGCUGAAUUUAAUGUAAGACCAUUUCUCAUUGUUAACAUUUUAGAUAUUCUAAACUUGAGCGAAAUAUAUUUGAAAUCAAUACAAAACAAGCUGUGUUAAUAUUAUUAUUGAAUAUACAAGGUUGAUUCAUAUUAUUAGACUCCAAGCGAAUCGUUUAUGAAAAAUAUUAUUUAAUGCGUUUCAUAUGAAGUAAUUCACAUUUUUGACAUUGUGUCAUUCGCCAUCCGUUCUGUUCAGUAUUCCUCGAGAAAAUAUUUAUUUCAUACAGGAUAGAAAAACAAUUUUCUCCAUAAAAAAUAUGCAAACGAAAGAUUCGUAGGCGGAAGCUGGGGUAGAUUCCCUAAUAGAAACUACAGAACUUUCGUUGAAGGAACAGAACAACCUGAGGACGAAUGAAGUUGAACAUACACCGGUAAAAAGAAAGCGGGAAAAAGCUUCAGCCGUGGUAAUGGAAUACCUUUUGAAGAAUGGCGAAGAAAAAGAUGAAGUGGAGAUUCUUUCACGGUUUGGCUCAAAAGGUCAAAAAAAUGCAAAUCUAUUAUCGUGCCCUUGCUAAAUCUCGGGUCGCUGCAGUUGUAGGAGAAAUCGAGAUACAAUCGAUAAUUAAUCCAAAUCCACAUAUCACGACGAGAAGGGAGGCAUGUAAUGAUUCUCAAAGAUAUGUUUAGUCAACGUCCACUACUUCUACACCAAAUCAAGUAAUUCCAAAUAAUACACAAGACGAUUAUGAAAGUUUCACAAAUACAUUAUAGUUAUAAUAUAAUACUUUACAUAUCUCUGUAAAAAAAUUAUUUUGUUUUUAAUAGAAGGGAAAAUAAAUUGAGUUUCUUUAUAUUUAACUGAAUCCUAUUCAUUCUAAAAUAACCAUGAUACUUUGCAUCGUCUUCAAUCAGUUCUUUGUAUAAAGUCCAAUAUUCACCAUAAUCUUUUCUCUUUUUGAAUAUUGGGUGUACUGAAACGCUCCUUGAAUGUGUAUAUGAACGCGCUUUCCGUUCCGACAAUCGAUUCGAUUGAUUACUGAAACGAUACGUGUCGGAUAAUAUGAAUCUACCUUUAUUCAUAAAAGAAAUUUCAGUUUGCAAAUUAUGAUUAACGAAGUGAGGCUGAUUGGUCUUAAAAAUUUGGGAUUUGUAGUGUCCCUACUUUUGGUAUGAAAUUUACUUUGCUCUUCUCCAUGGCUCUGGUAUGUAACUCAGCUCUAGGCUGCUUCUACUGAGGCGGAUCAAGUGUGGCAAGAUAUCCUCCUGUCCCCUAUCGAGGAGGGGAGAACCUAAUCUAACCUAACCAGUUUUGCAGUUGCUGCAGUUUCUCUCGUAGUUUGGCUAUAUUCUGCCUGUUAUGUACUGAGGCUUCAGCAAGAGCUGUGCUCUGUCCUCCUCACCCUCCGUGAAGCUGCCAUCCAGUAGCCUCAGUGCCACGGUUGUAUUGACCUUGCCCUUCGCCAAGACUUUGUGAAGUCUUCAAGUCACAGGUGUAGAGUCAAUUUCCUCGCAAAAUUUUCUGAAACUUUGUUGCGUUGCUUUUCUUAUUUCAUUGUUGUAGGUAGUGAGUUUUCUGGUGUAACUAUGUCAGUCCCCGGAACACUUUGUGUGUUUCGGUUCUUAAUUUUGACAGAUGAUCAUUCCACCAGGAAGCAUCGCUACCCUUUUUGUGUUAUGAUUAAUGAUUUAUAAUGUUUACUGAAGUCAAUUAAGUAGCUAUGAAGCAUGAAAAUAAGUCUGGAGGGUUGUAUAUGACAAAACUGUGUUAAUGGGUGUUAACAAUAAUGAAUUCCUAGUAUUUUGAAAGCUUGACCCAUCUAAUAUUUUGAGUUAUAUUACGUUUGUCAUCAGAGGUAACCGAUUCGAUUCAUACGAGAAAUGGUCUUUUGUAUAUUGUGGUAAUGCAGUCUUAUAAUCUAGUAAGACAUCGACAAUACACUGCUACUACAAAUAUUAUAAAAAAUAAUUUAAAACAACCUUAUACAACUAUCAAAAUUUGUGUUUUCACUUAAAUCUAAAUUCUUUUCAAUAACAACAGUUCAAUUUGAACAAAAACAGUUAUUGCUAUUAAAUUAAUUUACUUAAAAUAUCCUAUAACUAUUCAUGGCGUAAAUAGACCUGAUCUAUUUUUUUAAUGGUAGCGCUUCACUAAUUCUAACCUACCACUAUGUAUGCGAAUUCAUAAUUUAGUACUAAAAUUCUGAUUUCGUAAAAAUGUCACUACUUUACAAAAUAUAUUUAAAACUAAUGUUUAGUAAAAUUUCCCAAACAAUAAAAAAAUCGUGUCAGUUUCUUUCAAGGUAUUCUUAUUUUAAUUCUCAACUCUGAAUUCUAAAAAUGCAAACAGCAAAUGUAUAUCUGAUUAUAUUAUUUUGGAAUUGAUCCUAAAAAACAACUAAUUAUAUUCACAAGAAAAUACGAGAUACUUAAAAUCACUGCCCUAAAAAUUGAAUGGACAAAAACUUUUCCUGUCAAAGGAAGCUAAAUACUAGUUUCCAUGGAAAAGGGAUGUGUUUUCAUGUGAAAGGGAUAUUAAAAAAAGGAAUCAACACUUUCUAUACCUUAUACGAUGUUUGUGAAAAAAGUUUGGAGAGGACAAUAUUUAGAGUAAAAGAAUUCUGAAUAAUAUUUAUAAAACAGAAGCAAAAAGAAUAAAGGGAAUAUUAUAUUACAACACAAACUGUAUAAUUUCAAAAACUAGCUUCAAGGGAAAAAUAUAAAUAAAAAUUCCUACAAGAGAUGAAUUAAUGGGAUGAAAACCCAUUAUAAAAAAUAAAGAAAUUUCAUUCUUUACAGAUGGUUAGGAAAUUAAAAAUGGAAUAGAAGCCGCUGUGUUUUUAAAAAUCGUACAAACUGAAAGCUGGAUGUGCUCUUCCAGCAAAAGGAGGGUGACAUCUAAAAACAUGCGGGUAGGGCUGAUGACUAAGUCAUAGAAAAAUAUAUAUUGCCAGAUAACAACUAAGAUUGCGACCUCGGCGAAGAAACAAUAAACUUCUUAUACUUUUCGUGAUAUCAGUGUUACUAUAGAUGAGGAAUCUGAUUAACAUAUAAAUAUCUAUUGAGAGUAUGAUAACAUAAAUUUAUUUUUAACUAACAAUGUUUCAUAUUCCUUAAAACUGCCUUAUAAAACAAAUUUUAUCACUAUACAAAAGUGUCACUGUAUACUGGUGUUAAAUAAGUCUGUGAAAUGUUAAUUUAUGAGAUUUAAUGUAUAAUUGUAGGGUUGGAAUGCUUGUUAUCAACUAGUUAAUGUUUUGAAAGGGUAUGAUCAUCCCUGGUGAUCUCUAUUUGUUAUUACUUCAAGAGAGUUCUUUUUUUUAUUCGAAUAGAACCGUACAAACACCAGUUCAAUAUUUUCUUUGAUUACACUUUUAUAUUGCUAGAAAAUGAUAAUCAAAUCCAAUUUCAAUAUAACAAAACUUGUACAUUUUUUGUAUAAUUAAGGCUUUUGUACAAUAAAUAGAUUUUGUUAGGAUUAUCUCAAAAAUUUUAUUACUGCAACAAUUUGUAUUCGUAAUUGUAUACAUUUUUGUAAAGUAGUGUUUGCUGCUGCUUAUAAUACUAAAUCAAAUCUGUGCGACUAUUUUCAAAUAUCAGUCUAAGCAACAUUA
Messenger RNA from Diorhabda sublineata, 8646 nucleotides. It is a transcript of the gene AlaRS-m, whose product is annotated as alanine--tRNA ligase, mitochondrial. The transcript is spliced from 12 exons. The record is from RefSeq and is a predicted model, not a curated record. Gene Ontology annotation, molecular function: amino acid binding; aminoacyl-tRNA deacylase activity; nucleic acid binding. Bases 137 to 3157 code for a protein of 1006 amino acids. Gene Ontology annotation, cellular component: cytoplasm; mitochondrion. Lineage: Eukaryota; Metazoa; Arthropoda; Insecta; Coleoptera; Chrysomelidae. Gene Ontology annotation, biological process: alanyl-tRNA aminoacylation; tRNA modification.